Eublepharis macularius is the source of this 2933-nucleotide messenger RNA. RefSeq names its product 5'-3' exoribonuclease 2-like. The transcript is spliced from 27 exons. The record is from RefSeq and is a predicted model, not a curated record. Gene Ontology annotation, biological process: nuclear-transcribed mRNA catabolic process. Gene Ontology annotation, cellular component: nucleus. NCBI's taxonomy places the organism in Eukaryota, Metazoa, Chordata, Lepidosauria, Squamata, Eublepharidae. Bases 69 to 2933 code for a protein of 954 amino acids. Gene Ontology annotation, molecular function: RNA binding; 5'-3' RNA exonuclease activity.
GCUAUCUUCCUCCAGAAGAAAUCAAAGAAAGAUUUGACAGCAAUUGCAUUACUCCGGGAACAGAAUUUAUGGAUAAUCUGGCUAAAUGCCUUCGCUACUAUGUUGCUGAUCGCUUAAACAAUGAUCCAGGGUGGAAAAACUUAACAGUUAUUUUAUCUGAUGCCAGUGCUCCCGGUGAAGGCGAACACAAAAUCAUGGAUUACAUACGAAGGCAACGAGCUCAACCAAAUCAUGACCCAAACACUCACCACUGCUUAUGUGGAGCUGAUGCUGACCUCAUUAUGCUUGGAUUAGCUACACAUGAACCCAAUUUCACUAUAAUCAGAGAAGAAUUUAAGCCUAAUAAACCAAAGCCAUGUGGUCUUUGCAACCAGUUUGGACAUGAAGUUAAGGAGUGUCAAGGUUUGCCAAAAGAAAAACAAGGAGAGCAUGAUCAGUUUGCAGAUAGUCCUCUUGGCCUGGAACAAGAAUUUAUUUUUAUUCGCUUAAGCGUUUUGAAAGAAUAUUUGGAAAAAGAGCUAACGAUGGCCAGUUUGCCUUUCACUUUUGAUGUUGAAAGAAGUAUCGAUGAUUGGGUGUUCAUGUGUUUCUUUGUGGGAAAUGACUUUCUUCCACAUUUGCCCUCAUUAGAGAUCAGAGAAGGAGCUAUUGAUCGUCUGGUGAACAUAUAUAAAAACGUUGUACACAAAACUGGCGGGUACCUUACAGAAAAUGGCUUUGUCAACCUACAAAGAGUACAGAUGAUCAUGUUAGCUGUUGGAGAAGUCGAAGAUAGCAUUUUUAAGAAGCGAAAAGAUGAUGAGGAAAAUUUCAAAAGAAGACAGAAAGAAAAAAGGAAGAGAAUGAAGAGAGAACAGCAUUCUAUGGCUGGUGGACAAUUCACACCACAGCCUUUAGGGAGGGGAAACAGAUCAAGCCAUCAGCCAAUCAGCAAUCCAAGACAAACGGCCUUUGAAAUGAGAAUGCAGGACAGACAGAACACAACUCCUUCAUCUUCUCCUAAUACAAGCUUCACGUCCAAUGAUACACCGGGAGGCAUUAAGCGAAAAGCAGAGGACAGCGACAGUGAACCUGAGCCAGAAGAUAAUAUCAGGUUAUGGGAAGCCGGUUGGAAACAAAGAUAUUACAAGAACAAAUUUGAUGUUGAUGUGUCUGACAAAAAGUUCCGUCGUAAAGUUGUACAAUCUUAUGUGGAAGGGCUUUGCUGGGUUCUCCGAUACUAUUAUCAGGGCUGUGCCUCUUGGAAAUGGUAUUAUCCUUUCCACUAUGCGCCGUUUGCUUCAGAUUUUGAAGCAAUUGCGGACAUGCCUUCAGACUUCGAAAAGGGAACAAAACCGUUCAAACCUCUGGAGCAACUUAUGGGGGUAUUUCCAGCAGCCAGUGGUAAUUUUCUCCCGCUAUCUUGGCGAAAACUUAUGACUGAUCCGGAAUCAAGUAUAAUUGACUUCUACCCUGAAGACUUUGCUAUCGAUCUGAAUGGAAAGAAGUAUGCUUGGCAAGGUGUUGCUCUGUUGCCGUUUGUUGAUGAACGUCGUCUGAGGGCUGCGCUAGCAGAGGUUUAUCCUGACCUCACUUCUGAAGAACAAAGAAGAAAUAGUCUUGGUGGAGAUGUUAUCUUUGUUGGGAAACAUCACCAACUUCAUGACUUUAUUCAUGAGCUGUACAAGUCCGAUGACAAAGAGCCGACAGACAUGCCUCCUGAAUUGUGUCAUGGUAUUCAAGGAAAACUUUCUCUGAAUGACAAUCGAGUUCUUCCAGAUGAGGUAGUUCACUCGCCAAUACCAAUGCUACGUGACCUGACACAGAACUCAGCAAUAAGUAUCAACUUUAAAGACCCUCAAUUCCAAGAUGACUAUAUUUUUAAGUCAGUGAUGUUACCAGGUGCAAAAAAACCAUCACCAGUUCUGAAACCAGGGGACUGGGAGAAAACCAACAACGAUGGCAGACCCUGGAGACCACAGCUGGGCUUUAACCGUGACCGGAGGCAGGUUCACUUGGAUCAGUCAGCAUUCAGGACAUUAGGCCAUUCAAUGUCAAGGGACAGAGGACAGUCCGGCAGUGGAGUUUACAGCAACAUUGGUCCUCCAGGAACUUACAAUCAAGGAAGCUCCUACAGACCCCUGCUGAGCAGACCCCAACAGAUCCCAAAGCUGCUUGCAACGGUCGUGAUCGGCCCGCUGGAUUACCAGACAUCAGUCAGAGUUUGGCCAACCUUCAAACGCUCCUACCUCGGCCGGGGGGCCCUAUUCAACCCUGGCCGCAGCAGCCACCAGAGACGGGAGAUGAUGACUCGGUUACCGGAGAAGGACCCGGCCCAGAUAACCCGUGUCCAGAUGAUUCCCAUCCUGACCAACCGGUCAGACCAGGUGACGAUGGGACCAGUGGAGGGGGUGACGGGCCGCAGCCGGGAGAUCCCCGUCCCACCACUCCUACCAACGGCGGAGGAGAACCGCUACAGCCGGCGGCCCCGCUUCUCCCUCCAACCACGACACAAGCGGACCAGCCGCCGCUGCCUAGAGGGGAACCAGCACCCGUUCGGCCAACGCGACCUAUGCCGAGAGGACUCCCCCAGCCGCUUCCGGGAGUGCCUCCACCGCGCCAGCCGCAACCGUACCAGCCGCAACCGCACCCGCAGCAACCUCUACCACAGCUGCCGCCAGCUCCACGACAACCCCCUUUACAACUCGGCCCACUCGAUCCGUGGGGAUUUCCAGCCCGUGAAUCCCUUCGGAAAGGAAAGGAGGCUUGCUUCAGAGUGGAGCACAAGACUCGCCAAGGCCAGAAAGGAGUAUGGAAUGGUGUAUCUGGGGAAAGAAAUGGGCAGAGUUCUGCCGAUGUGGCUGCGCCUUAGUGAAGGAGAGCGAUUGCUGUUUGCCUUGGUACCAAAUUCUGGCUUCUUGUUGCACUCUUUCUGGCACAGAUUCCCUGCCUAA